Bradysia coprophila is the source of this 849-nucleotide messenger RNA. RefSeq lists its product as uncharacterized. Gene Ontology annotation, molecular function: S-adenosylmethionine-dependent methyltransferase activity. Lineage: Eukaryota; Metazoa; Arthropoda; Insecta; Diptera; Sciaridae. The record is from RefSeq and is a predicted model, not a curated record. Gene Ontology annotation, biological process: phosphatidylcholine biosynthetic process.
AUAAUAAGUCAUUCCAAUUCAAGCUCUUGAAGAGUUCAGACGUUUGAACAAUUUUGGGGUCGAUUACUUGAGACGGUGUUUUGCUCUUUUCAAUUUUUUCUUCUUUUAACUCGAACUGUGAAAUAAACUUUUUAAAGAAUGGAUAUUAUAGACACUUUAGACAAUUACAUUAAUUUCCAACAGCCAACAUUGUACUAUGCAAUGGCUAAUAUUAUGUUCAAUCCAAUAUUUUGGAAUGUUGCUGCAAGAGUAGAAUACCGUAGUCAUGCUUUAACGAAACUUGCUGGCAACAAUGCUCUAAGAGCAUGUGCCGCUUUUGCUGCAACGAUUUUCUCACUUGGCAUUUUACGGGACUAUUUAUACGUUCAGGCGAUUGAGCUUCAACCAAUCCUACCUCUUCUCGAAUCGAAUGUGUUCAAAGCGAUUGCCAUUGUAUUAUUUUUGAGUGGUAACGUUUUAGUAUUGUCAUCGAUGUGGGCGCUAGGCGUCACUGGAACGUACUUAGGUGAUUAUUUUGGCAUUUUAAAAGAUUCGCGAGUUACCGGCUUUCCUUUCAACAUCUGUGAAAAUCCAAUGUACACCGGUUGUACAUUUUCGUUUUUGGGUACAGCACUAUGGUACGCUAGUCCCAGUGGUUUACUAUUAACUCUGGUGGUUCAUGUCGUUUAUCGUGUUGCAUUACGUUUCGAAGGUCCCUUCACCGCAAUGAUAUACGCCACCAAGGACGAAUAGAAGCCCAGUGUGUCACAGUUGAUGUUCCUUCUUUACCAAAAAUGUAUCAAUAAUUCAUAACAACGAAUUAUAAUUUAUAGUUUUUUAAGCACAAAAAUAAAGUUUUACUGAAACUUU